Coniosporium apollinis CBS 100218 is the source of this 1491-nucleotide messenger RNA. RefSeq lists its product as uncharacterized. Lineage: Eukaryota; Fungi; Ascomycota; Dothideomycetes. The coding region runs from base 1 to 1491 and encodes 496 amino acids. The record is from RefSeq and is a predicted model, not a curated record. The transcript is spliced from 3 exons.
AUGAAUGCCGAUCUGUGGAGCCAGAAGGCAUACGCAGACUUCGGCUUCUCGAAUGCGGACCCAGACUUGCUCGACCAUAGUUACGACUUCAUGGUUGACGAGAACACGUCCAUCAUAGACCUCCGGCAGACUACCGGCAUCGGCGAUGAUGUUAAUACUACGAGUCAACCCGCACCAUCUGGACGGCGUAUGUCGGAGUCAUCCUUCUCAAUGUCGAGCGGCGGCGUGAUUGCCGAUUUCUCGACCUACGAAGAUUCGUCUGCCUCGGAAAAAUUCGCUUGCACACCUGACCACGAAGCACGGAGCAACCCUGAACGGCCCUUCUAUUCGUUUUCACCCAUGGCGUCCCCCAGGCGCUCCCCUGUCAAGAGUGCGCCGCACGUCAACCACCGUCGCGGCUCACCAUCACCACAUACCGCAAUACGAUCCUCUCCGUACAAUAUGGUCAGCGACCGUAACAAGCGGUGGUCUACUGGCAUGCACGGUCCCGUUCAAGUGCCCCUCAGCUCGCACACUCUACUCAGCGUCCAGAACCGGUUCACACCCUACACCAGGAGGCACAACUCGCAUCAUUCUUUCUCCACGUUUGCUCCGAGCCCUCUUCUGAGCGGACAGCCGCCAGCUUACAAUGCCCUCUGCUCACAACCGCAUGUGUUCCCACCAAGCUUCGUUCCGGGAUUGCCGUCCAAGCGAAUGGCGCAACCCCAGGUUUCUCAACCACUCCCUUCUCAAGGACCCUCCCACCUCCACAGCGCCGCGAAGCAGCACAACAGCUGCUCGUCACAGUUCGCCGCCCUCUCCGACGCACCCGAUCUAUACUCCUCACUGCGUCAAGAAGCGGCCAACCCUCCAGAAGAGGACAUGAACCCCUCUGACCCAAAACUCGUCCCCCAUGAGCAAGACCUCCGCUUCAUCGGUGAUCUGUACACACCGCGAUGGGUUCGCGGCCAUGGCCACAAACGCGAGGGCUGGUGCGGCCUAUGCCAACCGGGUCGAUGGCUUGUGCUCAAAAACAGUGCAUUCUGGUACGACAAGAGCUUCACUCACGGCGUUAGCGCCGCCGGCGCUCCCUUCCAAGGUCCGCUGGAGACGAGGCGGAUUGAUGGGAAUCCUGAUGCUUGGGAAGGCCUUUGUGGGAGCUGUGGUGGGUGGAUUGCGCUGAAGAGUAGUAAGAAUGGGACGACGUGGUUCAGGCAUGCUUACAAGUGUCACGUGCAUCCAAAGGCAAAGGAUGCCCCGAAGCGGCGUAGGGAAACGAGCCAACAACUCCGCGCUCGAGCUCUGUCUUCCGCUUCCUCCGCCUCGUCUAGAUCUAAGGGUCCAUCGGCAGAUGCGUCGCCCAUCCAGCUGCAGAGCGGGUCGUCGGUCGAAAGCAACUCCAAACUGGCGGUGCAUGAUCUGCAACCCGCGGUCAGCGACGCGUCCCUGGCGAGUUCCUCAACUGGGACGACGGUCAUGACUUCAUUCGAUUCCUUCGCAUGUUUUCUUUGA